CCAUCAAAACUGCUUUGCUUUUCAUAAAGUUGUUUGUGUCGUCACCUUGUGGUGGUGAUUUUCAAAACUUGUGUAUUAACUUCAAUUUACAACAAUCUAUUGUGUGUUGCAAUCGUUUACUGUGUGCUGGGACAUACAAGUGCGAUAGUUCAUUUAUAGUAAUCGUCAAGGAAACUACGAUGGCGGAGCCAAAACCAGAAAACAAUGGUAAUGGUAGUAACGGAGACGAACAAAGGGAGAACGGCGGAGGAGAUGAAGGCGACGCAUGGGGAAGUAGUGACUCCUCAUACAUACGGCAAGUGGCAAAAAUGCCUGUCGAUAGGAAUGCCGCAUAUUAUAACAUGAACCACAAAAACCGCGGCAUGGCCAUUAUCUUCAACCACGAGCAUUUUGAUAUUCAUAGCCUCAAAUCGCGCACGGGAACGAACGUCGACAGCGAUAACUUGAGCAAGGUGCUCAAAGCCCUUGGCUUCAGAGUCACGGUUUGCCACAAUCUGAAAUCUGAAGACAUUAAUAGGUACAUACAGGAUCUUGCUGGAAUGGAUCACACCGAUAAUGAUUGCCUGCUUAUUGCGGUGCUGAGUCAUGGCGAACUUGGUAUGCUGUAUGCUAAGGAUACUCACUACAAGCCAGACAACUUGUGGUACUACUUCACAGCUGAUAAAUGUCCAUCAUUGGCUGGUAAACCAAAGUUGUUCUUUAUCCAGGCUUGUCAAGGAGACAAGCUUGAUGGCGGAAUCACUCUAUCAACUUCAAAUCGCACUGAAACUGAUGGCUUGUCCAGUUCUACCUACAGAAUCCCUAUUCAUGCUGAUUUUCUGAUAGUGUUUUCUACUGUGCCCGGAUACUUCUCUUGGCGCAACACUACCCGUGGGUCCUGGUUCAUGCAAGCACUGUGUGAGGAGCUGCGGUAUGCUGGAACUGAUAGAGACAUUCUGACACUGCUAACAUUCGUUUGUCAAAAAGUGGCUCUUGACUAUGAGUCGAACACUCCAGACAUGCCUACUAUGCACCAACAGAAGCAGGUGCCGUGCAUCACCAGCAUGCUGACCCGACUCCUUGUAUUUGGCAGUAAGAAAUAAGUUUUGUUUAUGCAUUUGCUUGAUUUUCUACUGAUCUAUCAAGAUUAAAACAAUCUUAGUUCCACUUAAUUUUUGUUUUUUAGAUUUAAUUAUUAUGUGUUUUAUCUAAUUCUGCAUUUUCUGUGAUCUCUGAAGAGGUGCGAGCUUAAAUGUAUGAACAAAUCUUAUUUUUAUAAUUUGAAUACCUAGUUAAAGGUGGUUGCAGUUGUUGGAGAUUAUAGAGCAGCUAGAAAUUCAUAAUGAUUAUUAGAUUAAUGUACUUACAAGAGAUUUUUGAUACAUUAUUACUGUAGUGUAUAUGUAUCACAUAUACUUAUAAAUAUGCCUAAUUAAUAUACAUUCAAUUAUAUCAAAAUUUGAUAAACCUUUGUAUAUGGUAAGCUAAUUAUUACCAUACUAUAUAUUAUAUUAAUUUUCCUCUUCCUUGGCUAUAUAAUAAAUGGUCACAAAUAAUUAUAAAGCACAGAGUAGGAUAAUACUUAUGUAUUUAUAAUUGCAGAUUAUGUGGGGCCUCCUAAAAUAAUCACAAACAUGGGUAGCUUAGAUCCUACCACCACCCUGUUACCUACACCUCUACAAAUUUCCUUCCAAAGCCUGUGGCAAAUGAAGUUUUUAUUACUCGGUGCAUUUAUCAUAGUUAUAAUGGUAAUUAUUACUUUGUUAUUAACCUGCUUGAAAUGCUUUGAUGCACAAUCAUGACAUCCACAAUAGUCACAAUACUCUGAAUUAAUUGAUCUGAUAUUUUUAAUACUUUUAUAGACAGUAACAAUUUCUUUACAUACAGUAAUAUUUUUUAACAAGAUAAUGAUUUAAUUAGGUGAUUUCAUAUAUUUACCUAUAAUGGGUAAUUUAUUUUCUCAUGUGCUUUAUGUUUAAAGAAAAUUAUUAUAAUUAACAAUGCAACAUUAACACCUACCUAAUUUGUUUCUCCAUAUUAGUUAUGUUAUGUUUUUGUUAAUCUAGGAAAUGUUUAGUUAAAAUUAGUGUUACUUGUGAGUUUCACAAUAACACUUAAAUAUAACAGUGGCGGGGCAUCAUAUAACAUGUUAAUUUGGCCUACAAAUUAUCUCAAAAUAUAAAGCCAAUGGAAGUAACUUUUUAAAGCCUCGCCCCUGAUAAGUUAGUAACUUCAAUAAGCCUCAUAGAAAUUAAUUGUGUGCUAGUUGUGAAUUUUGAACUUGCCACUUGAUGGCCACUUGUCAUGUAAUUUUGCCAGAUUUUUGUUUCCAUUUGAUUUACUUUUACUUAGUCAAUAACUGUAUGAGCUUAAUUUUAUUUUGUAUUGAAGUAAUAGUUUUUAAGUUAUUUUUCUUUGCAUACCUUGAUUCCAUGAACAAAAUAGUGAAAAUAAGUUAGUUGUAUUUGAUGAAGUCUUGUCAAUUUUGUUUUAGUAUAAUGUAUACAAUAUUCCUUGAAAUGAUCUUUUUAAGUGUAAGAAUUCUUCUGCCAUUUUAGUAGUAUAGUAUAAUAUUUCAUGUAUUCAUAUCAAAGUAUCAUACCAAUGAUGUAAAGGAGAAAAAUAGAUCAAAAUUACCUAAGUAUUUUAGUAGAAAUUUGGCAAUGUUCAGAAUUAUGCUCAAUGUUGGACUGGUGUAUGUGAUAUGAAUUGAACUGAUAAUGAUUAGAAUGUGAUAAAAAGUAUUCAAAAUACCUGUGAGGAAAAUAAUUCUAAUGAUAUGCUAUGUGUGAUAUAUAUGCAUUCUUUUUGUAUGUGCCUUUAAAGACACUUUAAUAUUUCGUAGUUAUGUAAUGAUCAUAAAAACUUUUUAAUGCACAAUUUCCUCAUAGGGAUUUUAACAAGAGCAUAAAUAACGGAGUUAAUUUGUUAGUGAAACUAUUUUUAUACUAAUUGUAUAAGGUUUAUUAAGCAAUAAACUUUUCUUCCAUGAA
This is a messenger RNA of Cydia amplana, 2972 nucleotides long. RefSeq names its product caspase-1 (gene Caspase1). Bases 180 to 1082 code for a protein of 300 amino acids. The transcript has a single exon. Gene Ontology annotation, biological process: positive regulation of neuron apoptotic process; proteolysis; apoptotic process. Gene Ontology annotation, cellular component: cytoplasm. The record is from RefSeq and is a predicted model, not a curated record. NCBI's taxonomy places the organism in Eukaryota, Metazoa, Arthropoda, Insecta, Lepidoptera, Tortricidae.